CCAAAAUCGCAGCAGCAGGACUUGCUGAGAUAGCUGGGGCUUGGAGGUGUCUGGGAAGGUCCUUAGGCUGAAGGAGGCGAAGGGAAUGGCUUUGCAUAGAAAAUAAGAGUGCAGGAGGUAAGGAUACUCCUCAGGUUAGCACAGGGGAAGACGUGGGGGGACGAACCUUCCCUGCAGAGGCAGACAUUCUGCAGUGAAAGGCAAUGGAGCCAAACCAGGUCUAUAGUGCACGAUUGGUGUAAAACAAAGCUUCUGUUGUUUUGGGGCUUGCCCGUGCUGGGGAAGGCUCAGCGGGCCCUGGAGUGAGCUGCCCUGGCCCUGUGGCACCAGGUCGCUGGCAGCUCCUGGGGGCUGCUGUGGGACUCGUGUGCCUCGGACACCUCGGGAGCACAGAGCCUUGCUUCAUCACUAACGUAACACGAUGGCAGCGAGAGCAAGGUGGCAGGUUUUAAUUAGGGUUUCCUUUUGUCUCCUGUUUUCUCGCUCUCUCCUUUUUUUUUUUAUUUUUUAUUUUGUCUUGUUUUUCAUUUUCCCUUCUGUUUGACACUGAACUGAAGGGAUUGAAGGCCAAGGGGAAGGAAGUGACAUUCCCCGAGUUCACUUUCAGUGCUUGGGGAUGUGCUGGGUAACACAUCUGCCCAUGCUCUGCGAGGAAAACGCGCUGCAGAGCAGUGUGAUCCACUGUGGGUGCCUCACCAGGGGCUGUUGCACAGGGACUGGACGUGCAGCAGACUCAUUCUGGAGUAAAACUGUAAAAACGUGGGAGCAGCCAGCGCUCAGAGCAGGUGCCGCGGCCAUCCCAGGCACACGGGCACAAUACGCACCUCCUGCACCAGGGCUUGGCUGCUUUGAGAGCUGAGUUUCCAGCCCUUUGCAGGUUUUCUGCAACCAUCUGAACCUUUUGUGCGGCUCCCCUUGCCUCAGUUUCCUGUCUGUCAGUCCUUCACUGGUGACUCUCCUGGCUUUGUGCAAGGGGGUGAUUGCAGCAACAGCCACCGGUAAAGAAAGCGAAGCGAUCCCUUUCAAAGGAGAGCUGUUGAGAUCCACGAGGGACCUUCAAACCAAGGCUCCCAGUGCAAAAGCAACGCAGGAGAUGAGGUUAAAAUGAAACAAGAGCUUUGGAGAGCCGGCAGGGAUGCAGAUGAUCUGCCUGAAAGGAAGGGCUAGAAAAUGCCUCCUUGCUCAUGGAAAGCAGAAUCUCGAGGAAGCCUCCAGUGGGAGUGUGAGUGAAGAUUUCACAACCUGGUCCCCAACAGGAAGAGCAGGCUGGCUGCCUGCUGCCUGGGUGUUUCUGAGCCGCCAAAGAUAAGGGAGGGAGAUGAAGUGCUGAACUUCUGACAACACGACGCAGAGUCGCCGAAGGAGAGGUUAUCAGCAUGGCCUACAAAAGCCAAGCUGGUGGAAUUGAGAAAAACGGGUCCCUUUCCUCCAUCUUCUACUGCAAGAGCGAUUUAAAGGAAGGAUCCCUGCAGUGGGCGAAAGGUUUCAGAUGCAUCUACUCUUCCCUUCUGGAGCCGAUGCUGUCACGCCCUUUCGUAAUGCAAUUGCCUCAUUUUAUUUGGCAUCUCCCAUUCCCGAGCAGUGAAGAGAUGAUGAAGAUGGAAGACGAAAGCAGGAGAGAAGGGAAGGACCCCCCCAAUGGGCAGGUGCUCAUGGUGCUCAGUAUGGACAAUAACUGCUCGGCCACCUCCUUCGACAUGGAGCUUUGUGCAGAGAAGCUGAAGUCCCUCGGGGUUCAGGUGGCAGCAGACGAGUGGAGGACGUUAAUCCAGGAGGCCAUCCUGAAGCCCGAAGUGAGGCGGUACAUGUUCUACAACUCCAGGGCGUUCCAGAUCGCCAUCGCUGUGAUCUUCUACGUGUCUCUCUGGACAAACAUUUACUCCACAGUCCAGCUGUGCUCCUUUGGGCGCUACUGGGAGGCCAGUGUGCUGGUGACCCUGGCUGCUGUGGCCAUCACCGUGGUCGUGAUACUGGUCCUUGACCGGCGCCAGAGGAAGAUAAAUAUGAAUACAGAUGUGAGGCUGGCCGCUGUCAAUGAAUUCUUUAUCAAACACAGUUUAAUUCUGGGGAUUACAGAUGUCCUGGACGGGCCACACAGCAUCCUACAACUGUGGUUUGUGCACUUCAGCCCCGAGCGCUGCCUCCAGUCCUUGUCAGCCCACCUCGAGGAGCUGCGGCAGACACGGGAGUCGGGCUUGCGGCACAGCCUGGACCAGCUCUGCGUGGUGAUGGAGGCGGCGGUUCAGCCCGAGCCGGCAGCGGAGGAGGCUUCGUGCGAGGAGUCCCCUCUCCUAUCCAAUGGGGUGAACUUCAAGAAGGAGCCCGUGAUGUGCAACCAGCUACUCCGCCUCAUUCCCGAGGGCCCACCAGAGGUGAUGGCCCAGCAGCUCCUGGUCAUCUUCAGCGGCUGCUAUGUCCGGCUCCUGGUCAGCGGCCGGCUCCCCCCGACCACAGCAGCCGGGCACGUGGAGCCCAGCAGCGUGCCCUGCCUGUGCCAGUUCAUCCAGAGCGCCGCGCUCAGCACGCAGCAGUGCUGCCUCCCGGGCAGGUGACCCCUGGGGGCUGCAGGAAGCCAAAACACAGGCUGCCCGCACACAGCAGUGAGGAGAAGCAGAGGAGAGGGCUGUAAGCCCCAUCCUGGACUUAUUGGGGUGAACGAGUGGAACUCUAAUAAACAUGCAAUCAGAAAGCUGCUGCCUUUGAACCCUGCUGGCCUGGCCCCAAGCUCUGCCUGGAGGAGCUGCUUUGGGUGCCAGGAACGAUCGUGCAGCAGCUCAAAGCACCCUUGGGUGGCCCCUGCUGUGACCCAGGGGUCUGGGAGAGCAGCAGGGAACAGCUGGAGACGGCAGCCCCACACUGGAGUGGUGCAGUUCAUGGGCUCUUUGGAAGAAGGACAGGGAAUACCUGUGCAUUACAAAUGUGGCGUCUGCUCCAGAUUUGGAUUGUGGCAUGAAUUGUUGGUGACAGGGAGCUCUGUCCUGUGCCAGGCGCUGCCAAGUUGGUGGCUGAGACCUCGUCCAAGUUGCCAUUCAGGGGCCAGCUUGGGGCAGUGCCCAGUGACUGCCACCUCUGCAAGCUCCUCAGGGAUGAGGUGCUGGACGUUUGACAAUCCAUGGAAUUAGGCCUUAAAAAAGGCCCGCUGUAGGGCAGCCUGGGGCAU
This is a messenger RNA of Anas platyrhynchos (mallard), 3160 nucleotides long. The record is from RefSeq and is a predicted model, not a curated record. Lineage: Eukaryota; Metazoa; Chordata; Aves; Anseriformes; Anatidae.